ACAGGGGGCUUCGUCCUGCACCUGGAGACAGACUGCCCCCUCUCGGCGGACGGCCAGGUCCUUUGGGCCAACUGGACCCUGUCCUUCAACAAGAUCCCCUUCGUCUGCUACGACAACGACCUCCAGCAGUUCCAGCCCUGCGGCCUGGGGGAGUUUUUCCCCUGGAACUACACCUCCGUCCCCAUCUCCAACUGGCUGGACGGCCAGCUCCCCGGGCAGGGCCAGAAGGCGGCCGCCGCGUGCCUGGGGCAGACCCACUCCCUGUGGGGGAGGACGGGAGAGCGGCGCACGCCCCCCAAUGUCCGCAUUUUCCCCGUCACCCCUCGGAACACUCCAGCACCCAUCAUGCUGGCCUGCGUGGCGUGGGGCUUCUUCCCGAGCGAGGUGGACCUCUCCUGGUGGUGGAACGGGGCCCUCGUGAAGAGUGGGCUGGGCCCCCCAAAAAUCUCCAGCAAUGGGGACUGGACUUACCAGGCUCGGCUGACGCUGCCGGUCGACCCCGAGAAAGGAGGCGUCUACACUUGCCGGGUCGCGCACGUGAGCCUGACCGAGGCCGUCACAAAGGACUGGGGUGAGUGCCCGACCGCUGGGGUCAACUACGUUGCUGAGUUUGGAUCUCCUGGUAAAAUCAAAACCUUUGCUACACCGUAGAGGCGCAUAGAUUCACAGAGUAGAACAGCUUCCGCUUCCCCAGGUAGUUCACCCUUUUGUCAUCAACAGGCACUUACAGUCUCAGUAACUCAUUCUCAGACCGUG
This is a messenger RNA of Pogona vitticeps (central bearded dragon), 756 nucleotides long. The record is from RefSeq and is a predicted model, not a curated record. NCBI's taxonomy places the organism in Eukaryota, Metazoa, Chordata, Lepidosauria, Squamata, Agamidae.